AUUUUCUAUUUGUAUUGUUUAACCUGGACAUUCAUCGGAUGAUAUUAAAUUUAUCAAAAUUCUAGCUUGUCUCUAGGCUAGUCUAGAUUAGUCUAGAGCAGGCUAGAACAUGGAUACAGCGCUGCAUGCCGUUGAUACGGCGAUCGACCGCAUCAAGCGGGAAGUGGAAAUCCAGAAACAGAAAUCUGACAACAUGUGCAAAUUUAAAACAGCGCACAAUUGGCAGGAGGAAAAGGAAGGAUCUGUUGAGGAUACAACCCAACCUUCUUAUUUCUGGCGCGCACACACCGGUACCGUGCUCAUCGUGUUCAUCUGCUGCCUCGUGUAUACGGCCUUCAUAGAAACCCCGGUCGAUGAUCCCGUGUACAACGGUAAACGGGGAUUCACCGUGGCAGUAUUUUUCUGGGUAACCCUGGGAAUGACGAUGAUGCCGGACGGACCAUUUAUGCGUCCUCAUCCUGCGCUCUGGAGGUUCGCCUUCGCCUGUAGUAUCUUCUACGAACUUCUCCUGAUCUAUAUCCUUCAUCAGACCCCGCAUGAUGCUCGAACUUUGCUUAAGUUUAUCGAUUCCGAUCUGGGAGAACCCAUCCCGGAGAAGGAUUACGGAGGAAACUGUCAGAUCUACGACUCUGAGACACCCCAGGAUCCCUGGCAUAAUAUCAAGGACAAGGUGGAUAUAUUCAUCGUUGCUCAUCUGUUCGGAUAUUGGUGCAAAACCUUAAUCUUCAGGGAUUGGUGGCUCACAACAGUGAUCUCUGUAAUGUUUGAGUUUCUUGAAUACUCCCUGGAACAUCAGUUGGCUAAUUUCUCUGAAUGUUGGUGGGAUCACUGGAUCCUAGAUGUUAUCGUCUGUAAUGGCGGGGGAACUAUUCUAGGAAUAUAUACUCUACGCUGGCUUAGUCUCAAGGAAUACCAUUGGCGUGGUUUGUAUGAGAUCCCAACCUAUCGAGGCAAAAUAAAAAGAAUAAUCGCGCAAUUCUCUCCCCAUGGUUGGAUCGAGUUCCAAUGGUCUCCACUGUCUAGUUUCGAGAGAUGGAUUGCUAUCCUUUGCAUAACAAGCGGAUUUUUAUUCACAGGUUCAAAUCAAAGUUGUAUCUUUUUGAAGAAUUUUGUUGGUUUAAAGGACAUCUUAUUUAAAAAAUUUAUGUUCCUUGAACCAAAAUACGUUUUUCGUUACUUGUUUAGGGAAACUUUCCAACUGUUGGAUGACCCUGAGUGUGAUAAACUGGGUCGGCAGAGCUGGGUUCUCCUCGCUAUCGUCAUCACGGAGCUACUCAUCUGCUUUAAGUUCGGUUGGCAGACCAUCACCAAACCUCUUCCCAAACAUAUUGCACUCUGGUGGGUACUGGGUGGUGUACUGCUUGUUGUUUACACCUUCGUCAAGUUCUAUCUACUGAAACCCAACCAUAUCCCUAGACCGGAGAAGGAACGUGUACGUCUGAUGACACCUGGCAGUACACCUGUUCAUGUACCCAGGUCAAGGAAUAGUGAGAAAGAAGACUAGUUCAUCAGCUAAUGUUAAAGAAAAGAUUGAUCUUAAUAAUAAGGGAACACGAGAUCAAGAAAUAUUCCAACCAAGGAACAAAACCAAAUCAAGGAAGAGUUCUCAAGGAUGUAUUAUCAACUGUGAGAAGCAGGGAACAGUUUAAAAGAAACUAGUCAAGGACUUUAAAAAAGGAGCAUUCAUUUGAGUUUUGGAAGAAAAAAAAAUAUUUUUAUUUGGAAAAAAGCAUAUUCUUCCUACAAAACUAUGGUAUUUAGGAUUAUCUCCAAGUAAAAAUUAAAAUAAUCGUUGCUAUUUUCUAAAUAAUCAUAUAAUGUUAAAUGUAAAUCCUUCUUACAAAAUCAUUGCACAAGUUUUGUAUAUGAUUGUUGUAACUUUAAGUAGCACGUUAAUUUCGGGAAAUUUGU
Eurytemora carolleeae is the source of this 1911-nucleotide messenger RNA. RefSeq names its product phosphatidylserine synthase 2. Gene Ontology annotation, molecular function: L-serine-phosphatidylethanolamine phosphatidyltransferase activity. The transcript has 8 exons. NCBI's taxonomy places the organism in Eukaryota, Metazoa, Arthropoda, Copepoda, Calanoida, Temoridae. Gene Ontology annotation, biological process: phosphatidylserine biosynthetic process. Bases 110 to 1504 code for a protein of 464 amino acids. The record is from RefSeq and is a predicted model, not a curated record.